Messenger RNA from Vitrella brassicaformis, 4409 nucleotides. Lineage: Eukaryota; Vitrellaceae. The record is from the annotation of a GenBank genome assembly.
CUGGCACGGAUGCGUUCGUUCAUGUCAUUCUUUCGAUGGUCCUUAUUUGCGUCUCCAGCGUCGCAUCGACUAAGGCAAGACAGAGCAACCGCACCACGCACUGACAAGAAACCAGCCAUCCAUCCCACAUGCCAACCGCCAAACCGCCGCUGCAGGCAUUGCAUUCCAUGGACUAAAUCAACCACAUCACAUCACAUCGAUCACAUGACGCACAAACACGACACAAAGGGCUGGCUGCAUGGACAGAAAAUGCCCCCCAUGCAGUGUCUCGCUGACACAUUGCACAUGCAUAUCUCUUUCAGACAGACAGACAGACAGAAAAUGGCCAUUAAGGAGAAACCAUUGACCAUCGAUUGUAUUGACACCAGGGAACUCUCUUUCUCUCUCUCUCCAGCGAUAUGCAGUCGUCAUGCAACAGCAACUAAGUCAUCCAAGCGGCAGCCCUCAUUUCACAUUCUCUCGGCCAGUGUCUGCAGAAUCUUCUGGAGCUCACCCAUCUGGCUCUCCAGCAUCCCCACAGAGGCCGCCAAGGACCUCAACUAAUGACCGAGCGAAUGGUACACAGGCCACACAACACAUGACAACACAUCACACCAAGACCGCUUUGCAUUGCAGCGUGCCGCUCACCUGAAUGACGACCAUGAGCAAGAUGACGACCAUCACCACCUGCAUGGCCGUCUGCACGCCGCCCGCCCCUGCCUCACUGUCACCCGCCCCCCUGUGUGUGGGCGUGUCGGCUGUGGUCCACGGGAUCGCCGUCGCCACCGCACCUUCCGUCUGCCUCUUGUCUGCUGCGGCGGCCGUCAUAGUGGCACUGAGGUCCGGGGGGUGAGGCCUCGGUGGAUGGUGAUGGUCCUUGCGGUGGCCAAAGGCACUGAUGAAAUCCUCCAGCUGCAGGCAGCAAAGUCGGCGAGUGAGAGUUUCGUCUGUCUGUCGUGUGUGUCGUUGGGCUCUGGCGCGGCGUACCUCUGCCUCGUUCCAUCCGUACUGUGAGGUGCCAGUGAGUGUAUCGGGGUGGUCUCGGGGCCGCUGACGCCGGCGGCAGAGGCAGCACAGGAACCACCCCAGGAAGCGGACUAGCAGCCACACCAAGGACAGGUACCCUGGCAGUCUGCCGGUGGGGGCGGCGGGCUUGGCGGUUGAUGGCAGCAGGUGGGCGCGCUCGUCCACCGCCUCGAGGCCAUGCAGACAGGGGGCACCGCCAGACACACGCCUGACGGACAGAUGCAAUUAAGACAAGACAAGACACAUCACAUACCAUACACACAGGGGCUCGGUGGCUAAGUAAGUUAAGUGGGCGAGAGGCCUCCCCUCCCUGUGUGUGCAGCCCAGGACUGUCUGUCUGUCUGUCUGUCUGUAUGCGUGUGAUGCGUGUGUGUAUGGUGGCUGACUUUUGUUCCUUCUUGAUGUGUUUGAUGGCCGCCUGCAGCCAACACUCCGCACCGCGGCGGGUGUCCUCCCGGCUCCUACACACCACACACACAGCAAAGAAUGGUGCACAGCACAGCACACGCAAUGAGGCGUCUUCCCCUCCCCCCUGCCCUGCCCUGCCUCUCCUUCUCACUUCUUGACGAUCAUGGAUGCGAAAAUGGUCUUCUUGAGAAACACCACCCCCACCUCCACAACCAACACACACCCCUCAGUAGUGGCGCCGCCAUUGUCACCACCACCACCACCACCGCCGUUGCCACUCUCUCUGCCGCCAUUCUCACCACCAUUGGGUGGCGGGCUGCUGUGCGAGGGGUGCGAGGACCCGCCGCCCAGAGAGGAGGUGGAGGGGAAGGGCAUCAGGGGGGGCGGCGGGGGCAUCCUCCGGUGGUCGAUUGGCUUCCCCGUCCCGUCGCCAUUCUCUUCGCCGCCCCAGCCCUUGAGCAUGUUGGGGUCGCUGGCGGAUGGGUGGAUGGUCGGCAGUGCGGCGUGGGGGUGCUCAUCUGGGUCUGGUUGUUGGGGAGGCUCCGAGUGGCCAUCGUCCUCUGCUCCUGCUUCUGCCGCCGCCGUGUCUCUCUCCGUCUCCCUCUCGUCGGCGUAUGACGCGCUUCGGCCGUCCUUGCCCUUGCCAAUGUCACCAGCAGACACCUCUCCCACCACGUAGAAAGGCGACACCGACCGGUUGAGCGGCACAUGGCUGACACGGCUGGGCGAUGACACACCCCGCUUGACACCGCCGACGCCACAGAAAUCCCCGCCACCGUCCAUUUCGGUGUUGCUCGUCGUCGUCGGCUCAUCUCCCGUCUCGCUUGACGAGGGCGGCAGCGGCUCGGCCGCCGCGAGAUCUGUCGCACGAUCGUGGCCGUCCUCUUGUGGCUGUGACUGUGAGGGUGGGGGGCCAGGGGAGGAGGUCUCGGAUGACUCGUUGGGGUCGCUGCCGGUGGGGAGCUGGAGGACCAUGGAUGUGGCUGCUGGGGCGGUGGAUGGUCUGCGGAGGGUGACGGCGUGGGUGCUGACGUGUGGCUGGUGGAUCUUCCACCGCUGGACGACCUCGAAUGCGUCGCCGUAGGGCACGUCCUUGGCACGAGUCACGAUCUCCAAACACAGCCACUCCCUGAGGGAUACAUCCAUCCAUCGUUGUGUCUCUGUUGCCCCUCUUGUCAGUCAGUCGGUGACUCGACUCACUUUUGGUGCGAUUCUGUGUUGGUGUGAGCGGCGAGCUCGUGCGUCUGCUCCACUCGCGUGAUGGUGGGACCCAGCGGGGUGUCCACCUGCAACCAACAACAGACACCCCACACACACCCACACACCCACUUUCCCAGGCACCGCAUAGACGAGACAAAUGCAUGUGCACGGCCAAUACUCACCUGCUGCUUGAAGUACAUAGUCCGCAAUCCUCUGUCAUCCCAGUCCCUGACAGACACAGACACACGAGAGUGCACCCACCCACCCAGCACCUUUCCUCUCUGACUCACGUGAGUUUGAUGGACCCAGCAUUGCUGUGUCUCUUAUAGUAGGUGGCGAAGUCGAAGGACGCCCCCCCGCCGAGAAAGCUCCGCUCAAACCCCUCCACACUCACCGGCACCCACCCCCGCAUCACCUCAACCAUCUCAACCUCCCUCUCCCCAUCCCUCUGUCUCUCAUGCCGGCUGGCCAUGACGUCGCCAUCACUCACCACUCGCUUCGGCUCGUCCACCAGGUGCUGCUGGUGCUGCUGCUGCUGCUGGUUGUGGUCUCCUGCGGCUGCUGUGUCGGUCUUGUCUUUGUUUUGUGUGUGUGUGUGGUCAUUGCGUGAGAGUGAGAGUGUGUGUGGCUGCUUGGGCAUGAGGUGGUCUGCGGGCGAGAGCUGGGGCUCUGCGGAGGUGGUGGGGUCCGUGUCGGCGUGGGUGGGGCUGGGGGGGACCUGCACACACAACAGACAGACAGACAGACAGAGAGAUGGAGGGAUGGAGGGAUGGAGGGGUGGAUCGGCGCAAGAGCACUCACUCACGGCACCCACCUGUACAUUGAGUGGUUUAUCGUCGUCCUGCUCGUCUGUCGGGUUCUCGUCAUCAAUCACAGCGUGCGGACACUGACUGCACACACACACACGAACAGAAAGAGAGAGUGAAACAAAGAGAGCAGAAUGACGACCAUCCAUCCAUCCAUCGAUCUCCCUGCCACCUCCCCUCGUCUCCCUCCCUCACCUUUUCCAGAGCACAGUGAGCAGCUCAUAGGCAUCCUGCAGCCUGCCCUGCUUGAACGACUUAAAGGUCAACUCGCGGGGCGUCCUGAACGACACCGAGGCGGUCUUGCUGGGGGCCAGCUGCCGCCCGCCCGAGGGCUCGGCCACCACCACCACCGAGAGGAACUUGUUGUGCCGCAGGAAGCGGCCCUUCUUGCGGCGGAUGAUGCGGAUCUCCUCAAACAGGAUCUUCUCGCGCAACUCGAUGCCUGUUUGCAAGGCAGACACACACACAGACACACACACACACACACACAGAGAGAGAGAGGUGCGUGUGCUCGGCGGAUGGGUGUGAGUGGAUGGUUGUGAUGGGCACUUUAGGGACCUUCCUGUCUGCCGUAGAAGAGUAGGUGUGUGGAUGUGCAGAAGAGGGUGCCUCGGAUGGUGGCAUUGCCGUUGACCGAUGCGCCGCACUCAAAGUCUGCACAACACCACACGACACACAACGGACAGGGACCACCGUGGUGUGUGUUGACGGCUCACCGCCUUCCCUCCCCUCCCCCUCUGAUCUGACUGACCGUCGUAGACAUCUUCAGUGGCAGGAAGCCCAAAGUCCCGCAGCACCAGCUCCUUCAAACGCUGCCCAUUCAUCACGUCCAUCCUCACUUAGUUACCCACCAAUAGAACGCACACCCGACAGGGAGGGAGCCCGGUGAGAGAUGACUGUUGUGAGUCAGUCAACAUCUUCCACCCGCUGUCAAGCGAGAUCAAUGCUUCUUCUGGGAUCUCCGGUGCUGCUGAACAGCUUCCUCUCAGC